UCUGAUUCUGAAACGAGCGAAUGCCCGAGGAAGUGUGCAGUUCGCCGAUUCCAUCUCCAUUGCCUGCUAAAUUCUUCAUUGUAUUCCUUCUCCAUUUAUUUUGGAAAACAUAGCACGAAUCCCUGGUCCCGAGCGCCCCUCUCUCUCCAUGGAAGAACUCUGUCGAUACCGACGAUCCCUGGACAAAGGAAGUGUGAAUCGCUUUCCCUCUGCAGCCUCCCCUCGCUCUGCAGCCUUCCUGUUGACGAAGCGGAAUCCGAAGUUCCUUGGUUCUUAGUGACAUUGCCUAUCGCCAGCCUCCUGCUCGUGAUAUCACGGGUUUCUCUCUCGGCUGCGAAGGAGUCGAACCUGCCUCCUCUUCCCGGUUCCCGCCAUCGGUCUCUCUUCCUUCUCAGUUAGUGGCUUAUGCCAAGUGAGGGAGGAUAUCUGGAGGCUGAAGAUAUAGAAAAGACAUGGAGGAUCAAACAAGAUCAUAUUACUCGUGAAGUUGAUAUUUUAAGCUCAGAAUCAAUAUGAUAUAUUUUUGAACGGUUUGUUUAUAGUAGCAUUGCCACAUAGAACAUUUAUAGGCUCAAUAUUCCUUUUCCACCUUCGUCUAGAAACUUGCUGCAAUUUUCUCCUUACCUCUGUGAUCUACAGGUUCUUUUUAGACCAAGCUGCUGGUGGUCGUUGUGGCUUUGUGUGUUUGUCCACACAAUCACAUGUUCUCCGGUUCGAAGCGUUGAUCUUGGUCCCUACACUCUGAACUUUACCUCUAGCGGUCGAUACAUGGCGACUACAGGGCGUAAGUGGCAUGUGGCUAUUGUAGACAUGAAGAGAAGUAUCUGCAGCUGCAAAAACCAGCAAGAGUGUGGAAGUGGAGAUAGCCAUAUAUAUUUAUAUUUUGUUGUAAAACUUGUCUGUCUUUUCCUUCUAUAGCUUUUAUCGUUUAGGAGGAACUUUUAGUUCUUGAGCUUAGUAUGAACUCUUGAGACUACGGAGAAAUCAAUAG
Molecule: messenger RNA, 991 nt
Organism: Linum tenue
Lineage: Eukaryota; Viridiplantae; Streptophyta; Magnoliopsida; Malpighiales; Linaceae
Source: the annotation of a GenBank genome assembly